Messenger RNA from Notodromas monacha, 1125 nucleotides. NCBI's taxonomy places the organism in Eukaryota, Metazoa, Arthropoda, Ostracoda, Podocopida, Cyprididae. The record is from the annotation of a GenBank genome assembly.
AUGCGUGCGUUUCUCGUGAAAUUAGACUAUGGUCUCCGAGACCUUGCCUACAUGGAAUUGGAACGACGUGCUGCGACAGACGCCGGGUCGAGAAGGUGCGACACGAAUCCGAGUCGAAUGACGAUUUCGUGUUAUUUUGAAAAGUUCGGAUACGCGUGUAUUACUGAGGGGACGCGGGUUCGUCUACAUGUUCAUAAAGAAGAGAACGGGAUGAAAGUUGGAGUGGUUUGUUCGAAGCAAGCCAAUUUGUGGAUGAUUUUCUCCAUCGUUCAGGACGCAAGCGGAGAUUUCGUAUUAACUGUAGUUGAAACAAUCACGCACCGCUUCGGUUUGUAUCUACACGUGAAUAAUUACCUUUUGCCGUCUUAUAAGCAGAGAUCCCAGUGUAUUUUGAGACACGGAGACAUCAUUGAGGGGUUCUUCUCCAAAAUUCGCGUUGUUCCAGUAUGUCGGCAGUUUUUUCGCUUGAUGAAGGAUGGAAGUUGUUGGACGCGUAUCGACUUUUGUUUUGAGAAUGGAGUGGAAUUUCCGCCAUGUGGACACUUGAAAGAAUUCUGCAAUGUUGUGUAUAGGUGUGUUCGGAGGCUUUCAUUGAAGUUCAGAUUCAAAUUUGGCAUGGAAGCUUUUUGGCCCAUGGACAUUUUACAACCAGUAUUUCGUCAUCACGAUUGGAGUAAAUUAAAGGUGCUCCAAGUCCUGAGUUUGAAAACGAACGAAGAUGCAUGGGUUGAAUUUCUCACGAGGAGAGGCAAGACGCUCACGAACCUGGAGAUGCUGUCAGUGGAAACCGUCACUCUCGGGAACUCCCUAUUGAAAGCUUCCGAAUCUGGACACAUCUUGAUGGAGAAACUGUAUCUCAAUCAUUCUAUUCUACCUGGCGUGGAAUAUUUAGUGUCCAAUUUUUCAUUCCACCCGGAUCCGCUUUUGCUGGAGUUUCCUGACUUCGUGGGUCCUGGUGUUCUUUCAAGUCUUCAUACCUAUCAGUUGCCGGUGAAAUUGGAUGCAGCAGGUUGGAAACUUGCUCAGAGAAUGGGAAUUUUGGCAAACCUUGAAUCCCUGAGCAUGAAUGGAAGGAUCUUCAACAAUAUGCCGCCGGUUGACGAGAGAAUAAUUUUUUUCCCGAAG